Molecule: messenger RNA, 2979 nt
Organism: Rotaria sp. Silwood1
Lineage: Eukaryota; Metazoa; Rotifera; Eurotatoria; Philodinida; Philodinidae
Source: the annotation of a GenBank genome assembly
AUGUCUGAUAAUGAGAGUGCACUCGUUAAUCUAUUAAAAAAACGUAUAAAUGUUCUAACAUAUAAAACAUUAAAUGAAAAUGAAUAUAAUCAAACAUAUUUUAAACAUUCUGGCUUAACAAAUGUUGAUAUUCGUUCUUAUCAAUUAUAUGGAAUUCGAUGGCUUAUUGAGCGAUAUGAAGUAGGACAUGGAGCAAUUCUAAGUGAUGAAAUGGGUCUUGGAAAAACAUUACAAACAAUUGUAUUUCUAUUAUAUGUAUGUAAAGUAAAGAAACAAACUCCUUGUCUUGUAAUUAGUCCAUUAUCUGUUUUACAAAAUUGGACAAAAGAAUUAUCACGAUUUACUCCUGGAUUAAAUGUGCAAAUAUUCACUGGUGCCAAAGAUGAACGAAAUGAACUAGCUCAAACAAUUAAAAAAUCUACAUUCGAUAUUUUAUUAACAACAUAUGAAUAUAUAUUAAAAGAUACAGUAUUUUUUCAAUCGUUUACUUGGAAUGUUUUAAUUAUUGAUGAAGCACAUCGAAUUAAAAAUUCUCAAUCACUUUUACAUGGAACUCUCAAAACGUUGAAUGUAUCAUGUCGAAUUCUUCUUACUGGUACACCAAUUCAGAAUAAUCUAUCUGAACUUUAUGCACUAUUAUCAUUCUGUGCACCGAAUAUAUUUCAUCCAAGACAUCAUGAAGAUUUUGUAGCAUAUUUUCGAAAUAUUAAUACUGAUGAAAUUCGUAAGAAAAUAUUAAUUGAUCUAUUAAAACCAUUUGUUUUACGACGAUUAAAACGUGAUGUUCUUACUGAUUUACCAAAUAAAACUGAAUUAAUGAUUUUUCAUGAUUUAUCAAAAGUUCAAAAAGAACUUUAUAAAGCUAUAUUAACAAAAAAUCGAUCAAUAUUUGGUUCAAGUGAAGCAGCAAGUAAGACAAGUUUAGUGAAUAUAAUGAUGCAAUUAAGAAAAGCUAUUGGACAUCCAUAUCUAUUUCCUGGUAUUGAACCUGAACCAUUUGAAAUGGGUGAACAUUUAAUUGAAGCAAGUGGUAAACUUCAUAUUUUGGAUCAUCUUCUUGCACAUUUAUAUGCUAAAAAACAUAAAGUACUUUUAUUUUCACAAUUUACAACUGUUCUCGAUGUAUUACAAGAUUAUUUAACUUAUCGUGAAAUUUAUAAAUACGAACGUUUGGAUGGAUCAGUACGAAGUGAAGAAAGAUUUUUAGCUAUUAAUAAUUUCAAUAUCGAUGAUGAUACAUUCAUAUUUUUAUUGAGUACAAAAGCAGGUGGUGUUGGUUUAAAUCUUGUUGCAGCUGAUACAGUUAUUUUUUAUGAUUCGGAUUUCAAUCCACAAAAUGAUUUACAAGCAGCUGAUCGAUGUCAUCGUAUUGGACAAAAAAGACCAGUACGAAUUAUUCGUCUUGUUUGUCAAAAUUCGUUUGAAGAAGUAAUUCUUCAUCGAGCAGAAGCAAAAUUAAAAUUAUCAAAAACAAUUAUGGAAAAUAAUGAAUUAGCAGCUGGUUUAAAUACAGUCAUAGAAACAAAAACACAACUUCAAGAUGUACUUAGAAUUGGUAUUGAUAAAUUAUUAGAUGAAACAGAACAGAUGGAUUAUACAAAGAUUGAUUUUACUGCUAUUUUGGGUAAAACAGAUAAAAGUGGUCAUUGGCUUGCUGUAGAAGAAAAUAAAGAAAAUGAAAAUAAAGAUAAAGAAUUUCAAUCGGCAGACAUUGAUGAUGAUAAUAUGUACGUAUUUGAAGGUAUUGAUUAUCGUGAUGCUGCUAAAAAAGCUGACAUUGAUGUAUUUGAUCGUCUUAUUAUAAAUAAUGAUGAAAACGAAAAUAACACAGUAGCUAGUUCAUCUAAGCAACGUACUACGGAACGAACACCACGACGUCCAAUGACUGAAGAAGAAAAAGCAGCACGUGCAGCUAAAAUUCGUGAAACAAAAGCUCGACGACAACAAGAAAUGGAAGAAGCAGAACGAAAACGUGAAGAACGACGUAAAGCAAGACUACAACAAUUAUGGGCAUCAAAAAACUAUCGUUCAUGUCGUGUGUCAUUAUCAGAUGAUGAAGAUGAAGAAACUGAUGAAACAGUACUAACAGAUACUGAAGAUGAUAGUAAUGGUGAAACGAAGUUACACUAUGUUUUUGGUGAUGUAAUGAAACCGCAAUUACAUGGAGAGAAAUGUGCUAUAUCAGUGCAUUGUGUUGAUGAUUCUGGUCGAUGGCCAUCCAAAGGUGUAUUUGCUUCAAUUUCUCAACGUUCGAAAGAACCACAAAAACAAUAUACACUUGCUUCAGAAGUGGACGAUAUUCAUAUGGGUGACACUCAUCUAAUUACAUUGAAUGAUUGUGGUAUUGAUGACGAUGAACCAUCAUGUGAUCAAUAUGUAGCUUUGAUUGUUGCUCAACAUCGAAAUAAAUUUGAUUUUACUGCUCUUGAUUCAGCUCUUAAAAGUCUAGCUAAAAAAGCAAAAGAACUUAAAGCAACUGUUCAUUUACCGCGUAUCGGUGUUGGUUCUCAAGGUUUCAAUUGGUAUGGUACUGAGAAAUUAAUCAAAAAAUAUUUAUCUUCUCGUGGUAUUUCUACAUAUAUUUACUAUUUCAAACGUGAAAAUCCUACAACAAAUAAUAAACGAUCAAAUGAACAAUCAUAUGGAAAUAAUAAACGAUUAUCUAUUGAAAAAGGCAUAAAUAAUAUAAAUCGUUUAAAACUUCAUAUGCCUAGUUAUCUAUCUGGUAUACACGUCUUUUUUCAUGAUAUUGAUGAGAAUACAAAAAAAAGAUUGCAACGUUUUGUUUAUGCCUUUGAUGGUGAUAUUGAUGAAACAGCUGAUGCUAAUACAACAACACAUAUUUUAGCUGCAGGUAAUUGUCAAGAUAUUCUUGCAUUACAAGAUGCUUGUCCAAAUGCUCGUGUUAUUAAUAUUGAAUGGCUUGAUGCAUGUAUCAGCAAUGGAACAAGACUCAAUACAGAUAUUUAUGAACUGUGA